AUGAAAAAUCAUGAAGCUCGUCCCACUGAAACUGAAGAAAAUGUGGUGGAAGCACGUGAUCAAUCUGAAGUAAAAAGAGAUGAUCAUCGGGGUUAUAAUAAUGCAAGAGGACGUGGCAAAGAAAAGAGGCGAUACACAAAUCGUCGAGGUAGUGGUCAUAAUAAAAGGGAGAACAACAUGAGUUCUCAAAAUAACCCCUCAAAAAGUAAUUGUCAUCGUUGUGGCAUAAAAGACCAUUGGAAGAAUGAAUGUCGCACGCAUGAGCAUUUUAUUAAGCUCUACCAAAAUUUCUUUAAAAAGAAAGAAAAUGAAAGUGGUGCUUCCUCUUCCAAUGCUCGAGCUGAGUCACAUAUGACUCUUAAAGAUGAUGAUAAGCCGGGAACAUCACAAAUAUAUGAUAGGAAUAUUGAAGCAAAUUUGGCUUUAAAGAAUGAUGUUUUUGAUGGCCUUGGUGACAUUACUCAUAUGGAAGUUGAUGACUUCUUUGGGUAUCGAAACUGA
Molecule: messenger RNA, 501 nt
Organism: Solanum pennellii
Lineage: Eukaryota; Viridiplantae; Streptophyta; Magnoliopsida; Solanales; Solanaceae
Exons: 1
Coding region: 1-501 (166 amino acids)
Source: RefSeq, a predicted model, not a curated record